Trichogramma pretiosum is the source of this 4462-nucleotide messenger RNA. Its product is annotated as beta-1,3-galactosyltransferase 1-like. The record is from RefSeq and is a predicted model, not a curated record. The transcript has 6 exons. Gene Ontology annotation, cellular component: membrane. Bases 502 to 1716 code for a protein of 404 amino acids. Gene Ontology annotation, molecular function: hexosyltransferase activity. Lineage: Eukaryota; Metazoa; Arthropoda; Insecta; Hymenoptera; Trichogrammatidae.
GCAUGAAUAUGCACACACGCAGAGCUGGGCCGAGCAGUCGACACUCGAUCAGUCGACGACAGUCGACACCGUGCCACCGCAAAGUAUGCACGUUUUUUUCUCGCAUCUCGCGCUGAUCGCUCGCUGCACUUUUUCGCAGCUCGCUGUACGAGAUACUGCAUGUGCAUAUAUGUAUAUCGUAUCAACGGUGAACAAUAGUUGGCGUCAAUCUCGCACGCGCGCGACUCGCUUCGUUAAAAAGUCCGGAGGAAGUCUCGACGAGUCCUAUUGAAAAAGACCUGCGGCUAUAAUAUAAGCUCUGCCACUGUCGGACAAAGAUAAACCACGAACGCGGCGGGUUUUUGAUAGAAUAUGCAACGACAAUCCGACCGAGCAUUGCCAUCCAUAAUCAACAGUAGUGUACGAGCGAUCCUGACCUUUCAUCACCUGACAAAUGAAUUUGUUCCAAGAUGAAGUAAAUGGACAACUUGCGAAUGACUCUUACUUCUCUCUGCAGACAAGAUGGACAGAAAUCGAUUACUACCAAUAGCACUGCCAGCUGCCAGAAAUGCAAAUGGCCACAAUGGCAAUUCCAAAGGCAAAUCGUCAUUUGCAAAAAGGAUGGCAGUUGGUUUUAUAAUUUUAGCUUGCCUUGGAUUACUGUAUGUUCCAGCAUAUCACUCUGCACAAGGUCAAUUCACAGGUUUAGGUGAGACUCCGUCCCCAGUGGGAUCUUUGGGAGGUACACGCUUCAUGUCCUCUGUAGCUCAGUUACGAGGCUGGGGUUUCAACACAUCAAGAGAUGUGGGUACUUACAUUCAUCCAGAAAAUUCAACUAUCAUUCUAAAUCCAAAAAGUAUUUGUAGCGAAGCAACAUAUUUGCUCAUUGUUGUAUGUUCAGCAGUGUCAAAUAUAAAUGCUCGAACUGCCAUUAGAAACACUUGGGCAAACAAGACACAUUUGGAAACACAGUACAAUUCUUCAGUAAAAGUAGUUUUUCUCUUAGGAAUAAGCAAUAAUGAUACUCUUAAUGGUAAUGUGGUAGAAGAGAGUCACUUAUAUAACGAUGUUAUCCAAGAAAGCUUUCAUGAUACAUACAACAACUUAACGUUAAAAUCGGCCAUGAUGUUGAAGUGGUCACUACAUUAUUGCAAUAAUACCACGUACCUCAUGAAAACCGAUGAUGACAUGUUUGUUAACGUGCCGUCUCUCGUAAAAGCUUUGAAAAGGCGAGUUAAAAGCAAUGGAACUUUAAUUGGGUCUUUGAUUUGUAACGCGAGACCUAUCACAGAUCCUAGAAAUAAAUGGUAUUCGCCUAAAUAUAUGUACUCGGAGCGGACAUACCCUAACUACCUGUCAGGCACGGGUUACGUUAUGAGUAUAGACGUAGCAGAUCGUUUAUACAAAUCUGCUCUGAUGACGCCUUUGUUACACCUUGAAGAUGUAUAUAUAACAGGUGUAUGUGCGAAACGGGCUGGCGUAAGACCUGUCAAUCAUUAUGGCUUCAGUUAUGUGCCUCGCAAGCUCGACGUGUGUUCGUUGCGUGAAUCCAUUACAGCUCACAAAAUCAAUGCAACUAGUAUGUACACGGCUUGGAAUAAAAUAAACGAUCCUUCAUCGGUUAACUGUCUUCAUCGUAGUGCAGCUGAAAAAAAAGCGGCCACAGCCAGUCGUUUGGGAAGGCACAUCGGUAUGUUCAUUGUCAAAAGUCGCAUUCUCAGUAAUAGGUGCACUUGAAUUUACCAACUAAAAAGAAAAAAAUGGACAUAAUUUAUAUUUUAAAACCGAUUAUACAGGGAAAAAACUUUUUUAUUAGGCUUUGUAAAUGACGAAGAUGACGCUUCUUUAAGAGUGAUAACGUAUGUUUUGCUGUAUUACUCCUGUUGGGUAUUGUGUAGAAAGUUAUGUGAGUGUGUGCAAUUGAAAUUAGAGAGGUCAAUAACAUUUGACACAAUUUUGAUAUUAAGAAAACUUUGUAUUUUGAUAUUAUUACGUUAACUAUUAAGAUGUACAAUUUUUAAGCUUUUUUUUACGAGUCUUUAUUUCCGUAUUUUAUUACAAAUAGUUUAAAUUCAGUGAUUUUAGUAUAAUUUGAUACCAUAUCUGUGUUAUAUGAUAUUUACGUACUGUGUUGAUGUAACUUUUUUUUUACUUAAAGUAUCGGUAAUACAUUUAUAUUUUUCAUAAAAUAUUGUUCCUACAUGUAGGAUUUUACCUUACAAAUUGAAAUAAUUUUUAGUGUUAGAUAGAAUACAUUUUAUAUUGGAAUAAGAGUAAGGAGAUGUACAAAAAGCAAGGAAACCGUUAAUUUAUUAAUAGAAUUGAAUCGUAAUAAGUUAACAAUCUUAUAAAAAGGCGAAAGUUUUACCACGAAAAAUGAGUCAUUGUUUACUUCCAAAGAUCAUAGUAAAGAUAGAUAUUAAGAAACAAUGCGUCCUUGUAAGUGCUUUGAAAAUAUUUCAAAUUAUUUUAAUAUGUAAAUAUAAACUGUCUUGAUUUUGAAUCAAAUUUUAUUCCAACAAUAUUAGAACAAAGUAAUUGUUUAAGUAUUGAAAAUAGGAAUUGCUACAUUUACUAAUUGUUUUUAUAAUUUUUUAUUUUUUUUUAAUAGUUAUUAUUUUGAUAACAUGAAAAUGUUUACAAAUUUUAGAUUAAAAAAAUUUUUGAAUACCAAAAAUGUAUUGGUGUCAAUGUGAUGAGUAAUUGAUUUUUAAUGUAAAAAAUGCAUAGAAUUCUAUGAAAUACCUUUAACUCACAAUUGACCAAGUAAUAUCCAUUUUUUAAAUUAAUGUCCGUUUACUUAUUAUGAUUAUUUCGUAGUUCUAUACAUGUUUGCAUUCCAAUUAAUUAUUUUUGUUCAGGAUAUGCGAGUGAUUGAAAAUUGUUAAAGUGAAAUAAAUUCAAGUGAACAAAAAUUAAGGCUGCUAUGUUAUAAAAAAUGCAGAGUUUAAAUUAUAAAGUAAAUGUAAAAUUUAGGUUGAUUGUUAAACAAAUUGCGAUGCUUUAUAAACAGAAUUUUUUUGUUUAAAAUAACUUCGAUAAAGAACAUUCAAUUGAAAUAUUUUUUUAUUAUCAUUUAGUUAAAUAUAGAUAAAAUUUUAUAAAUACUUAAAUACGUAAAAUGAAAUUCUAUGAGAACUGAACUUACAUUACUGUAGCAAUGAUGAAAAUAAUUGAAAAAUGCUUCCAUGUUCAUGUGACACUUGUUAAAAUUGUAUGAUUAGCUGAGUCAAUUCAUUCACAAUAAAAAUUGUCAUUAGAUAAGGUUUUCCAAGUCCAGUGUAAUAAUUGUUUAUCACCAAAGAGACUUGCAACUUAGAUAGAAACUAAGCAAACAUACAUUUGUAAAUAGUCAAAACCUAAUGGAUAGGUUGAGAUCUAGUUUAAGUUGACACCAAAUCCAGGUUCAAAAAAAAUUUUCAAACAAGUAUUCUGAGAUACCACUUAAUAUUUCUCUACAAAAUGAAUGUCUAAAUUUUGUUAUUUUCUAGACAUUUAAAUAGCUUUUGAAAAAAAUAUUAAAUGAAUAUCUCAGAAAGCGUGUUUGAAAAUUUUCAUUUUGGCCUGACUUUGAUAUCUCCUUGAUAGUUUUUCAUGAUCAGACAGAGGAAAUGCUUAACUUAAUAAGACUAAAGUAUUGAAUUCAAAUAUUCAUUUGAGUUAUUUUUAAAAAUAUCCCAAAAAAGUUUCAAAUUAAAGUUCAAUAAUUCAAUAAUUGUUCUUAAAAUUUCAAAAUCUUACAUAUUAUUGAAGAAUUUUAUUUAAUUUAAAGUAAAUUUUACAUUCGAUUAAAUCUUAUAAGAUAAUUGAGUUAAAUUGAACUAAAAUCUUUUGAAUAUGUGAAUGUAUGCAUGAAGUUUAAACAAAGUUUUUUUGUAGUAAAUUUAUAUAUAUAUAUGUAGUAUAUAGUUGAAUACAUAAUAGGGGGCCUUAGAUAAUGUACUUUGAAUGAGUUGUAAAAAUAAUAAAUAUGAAUAGAUUAUUAUGAUAUUCACUAUCCACGUUUAACAACAUGCUAUUAUUUUUUUGAUUACUGAAAUAUUAGUCAGCUGUAAUUUAAAUGUGUACACAGCGUGAAUUUGCGAUUGAAGUGUUCCAAAAUUUUAAAAUAACUAAAUUUCAAGCUUUAUUAAUAACAAAACUCUAAAUUUUAUAACAACGUUAUUUAGAAGUUACAGAUAACUAUUUUUUGUACCAAGUUGCAAAUGAAACUUGUUUUAUUCGUUGAAAUGAAUAGAGCUAAUUAUGAUUCCAAAAUUAGUGUAUGGUUUGUUGUACAUUUAAUGCAUGAAUCUUAAAUUUUGAAAUAUACAAAGAUUGUUUUCUUGUGCACAAAAAGAAAUUUCACAGGACAAUACUUUCCAAUUAUAAUUAAGUUUAAUGAAAUAUUGUGAAUUGUUACAAAUGUUUUACUAAUAACUUUUUUUUUCAAAAAACAAAAAAUAAGAGAAAAUAAAAAAAUACAUACUGAAAUAAACAUUUU